Messenger RNA from Paramecium tetraurelia, 1761 nucleotides. RefSeq lists its product as uncharacterized. Gene Ontology annotation, cellular component: membrane. Gene Ontology annotation, molecular function: ATP binding; ATP hydrolysis activity; ABC-type transporter activity. The record is from RefSeq and is a predicted model, not a curated record. The transcript has 4 exons. NCBI's taxonomy places the organism in Eukaryota, Ciliophora, Oligohymenophorea, Peniculida, Parameciidae. Gene Ontology annotation, biological process: transmembrane transport.
AUGCUGGAUGAAGAUAGAGAAAGGGGGAAUUUGGCAUUAGAUACUUACAAAUAAUAUUUUAAAUUAACUGGAUAUUUUAAUAUAAUUUUGUUGACUUUUGUAUAGAUUUGUUGGAUAGGAUGCUAUUUUGGUACUUCCAUUCUGAUUGCUCUUUGGACAUCUAAGGCAGAGGAGGAUGAAAAUAUCGACAAUUAUAAAUAUUUAGAAUUCUACUUUUAUUUCUCAUUGGGAUAGGGAGUAUUUGCAUUUCUGAGACCUCUGUUGUUAGUUUCUGCUGGUACAAGAACAUCUGACAAAAUCCAUACAAAAAUGAUAAAUUGUUUAUUAUAUGCUCCUUAAUGUUCAUUUUUUGAAAGAGUGCCUUUGGGUAGAAUAUUGAAUAGAUUAACAAAGGAUUAAAAUUCAUUGGAUAGUGAAAUAUAUUGGGGUUUGAGUUGGUUUUUCAUCUCUGUGAGUUUAUUGAUAGCAAAUUUGACUAUUUAUGUUUACUCGAGUACUGCUUACAUGUUAAUCCCUUUGUUCUUUUACUUCAGUUUAUGUUGGUGGAUUUAGUUAUUAUAUGUGACAGCAAGUAGAGAAUUGCAAAGAUUGGAAUCCAUCUCUAAAAGUCCUAUAGUGAGUUUCUUUGGUGAAUGCAUAAAUGGGUAGAGUUAUGUGAGAGUAUUUAAAAAGGAAAGUAAGUUCAUAGAAAAGCAUUGUGACAAUAUGGAUGUAAAUCGAAGAGUGUUUUUAGAAUUAAUAGGAACAUAGACAUGGUUUAUGUUGAUAUUGGGAUUGGUAAGCUUAGUUGUUAAUGCCAUGGCAAUAGUUUAUUGUGUAUUCUUCUCCUUUUCAAAUCCAUCUUUGGCUGGAUUACUAUUGACAUAUGCAACUUAAAUUGAUGGUAAUGUCUCAGAAUGUGUUCAAUCCUUUAGUUAAUUGUAAUUGGGAUUGGUCUCAUUUGAGAGAUGUUUGGCAUUCACUAAGAUAGAACCUGAACCAGGAUAUAAAGAGUUAGAGAACUAUUUAGAUCAUUGGCCGAAAUAGGGAAGGAUAGACUAUGAUAAUUAUUCAGUCAGGUAUCGAGAAGGAUUGAAACCUGCUUUGAAGAAUCUAAAUUUUACGAUCGAUCCUUAAGAUAAGAUUGGAGUUGUAGGUAGAACUGGAGCAGGUAAGUCUACUAUGACACUAACUCUCCUAAGAAUUCUAGAGGCUCUUGAAGGCAAGAUUGUUAUAGAUAAUGUUGAUAUAUCGACUAUCUCUUUAAAAUAACUUAGAGAGCAUAUCACUAUGAUUAUGUAAGAUUCAACGAUCUUUGAUGGUACUUUAAGAGAGAACAUAGACCCUUUAAAUUAGAGAACGGAUGAAGAAAUCGUAAGUGUCUUGGAGUAAUGUUGUUUGAAGGAGUUGACUUAGCAGAGGAAUGGAUUAAAUACUUAAAUUAGUGAAGGAGGGGACAAUCUGAGUUCAGGAGAGAAGUAAUUAAUUUGCAUUGCCAGGGCUGUUUUGAAAAAAAGUAAAGUCGUUCUCAUUGACGAGGCAACAGCAAAUAUUGAUGUUGAAACUGAGCAUAAGAUAUAAGAAACAAUUUUGAAUGCAUUCAAGGAUUGCACUGUUAUUACAAUUGCUCAUAGAAUUAAUACUAUUUUGCAUUGUGAUAAAAUAAUUGUUGUUGAUGCAGGGGAAAUCAAAGAGUAUGGCAAGACAAAGGAAUUAUUAUUAUUAAAGGAUUCCAUCUUCUAUGGUAUUUAUUAAGAAGCAUUGAAACAUAACAAAAAAUGA